CGGAGACUCUGAGGAGUUCCAGCUCAGAACUCAUACAGGCAGGUAGGAGACAGACUGGCAGGAGCAGAGCAACAUUCAGACGUUCAGCCAGGUGGACUGCUGUGAUGAUGGAUGACUACACCCUUCCCUUCUGGAUUUACCUGGGUGUUGUGACGGUGUUUGUGGGUGGCGCCAUGAAGAGGAUCGUGGCAUCCCACCUGAGCGCGGCCCCGACCCUGGUGGCCUGGCUGGGGGCCACGGUUCUGGUGGAGCGGCUCUGGGCCUUCUGCCUGCCGGCCGUGCUGCUGCUGGCGCUGCUCGCCUUGGCCUGCUGCCUCUACUCGGCCAGAACUGGCCCUUCGCCCGCCAACCUGCCUGCUCACGGGAAGGCCGUCUUCAUCACAGGAUGUGACUCUGGUUUCGGCAAUGCCACGGCGAAGCAUCUGGACUCUCUGGGCUUCGAGGUUUUCGCCACAGUUCUGGAUCUGACCGGAGACGGAGCCAGAGAGCUGCAGAGGAGCUGCUCCCCCAGACUCACCGUCCUCCAGGUGGACAUCACCCAGCCUCAGCAGGUUCACCAGGCGCUGCUGGACACCAAGGCCAAGCUGGGCCUCCAAGGUCUGUGGGGUCUGGUAAACAACGCUGGAGUCUGUGUGAACUUCGGAGACGCUGAACUCUCUCUGAUGUCCAACUUCCGCGGCUGCAUGGAGGUGAACUUCUUCGGGACGCUGAGCGUCACCAAGAGCUUCCUGCCACUACUGAGACACAACAAGGGACGCAUCGUCAACAUCUCCAGCCCUGCAGGUGACCAGCCGUUCCCCUGCCUGGCGGCGUACGGAGCCUCCAAAGCAGCUCUGAACCUCUUCACCAACACCCUGAGACACGAGCUGGACCCAUGGGGGGUCCAGGUGUCCACCAUCCUGCCAUCCUCCUACCGGACAGGUCGCUCCAGUAACCAGGCCUACUGGGACCAGCAGCACAAGCAGCUGCUGCAGAGUUUGUCUCCAGCGCUGCUGGACGAGUACGGGGAGGACUACAUGACCGAGACCAAGGACCUGUUCCACAGCUACGCCCGCCAGGCCAGCACCGACCUCACCGUGGUCCAGGCCAUCGUCCAGGCCCUGCUGGAGCCCCGGCCCCAGCCCCAGUACUUCGCCGGGCCGGGCGUGGGCCUCAUGUACUUCAUCCACUCCUACUGCCCCUUCAGCCUCAGCAACUGGCUGCUGCAGCGGCUCUUCGUCAAGAAGAAGCUGAAGCCCCGAGCGCUGAGGAAGGAAGGUCUGGAGCUCAACCUGAACCUCCUGAACAACAACAACAACGAGGAGAAGCUGCAGUAGAACGGACCCGAGGAACCGGAGGAACCAGAGGAACCAGAGGAACCAGAGAAACUGCCUAAUGGACUGAAGGGAUCAUAGUGAUGCUGUCCCGCCUGCAGGGGGCGCCGCUACACAACUUCACCUGUACUGUCCACCAGACUCACACUGACUGAGUGCCUUCCUCUCCACCACCAGCAGAACAUCAGCCCUGGAGGUCCAGCAGCCCGUUAGCAUCAUGCUAAGCUAACAGAACAUUUAGCAUCAUGACAUCAUGCUAAGCUAAUGGAGCGGUUUACCAGCUGGGUUUUGUUAGUUCCUUGAUGAGGCUUCAACAACCAGUCAGGGUUAGAACUCAGACACCUCAGUCCUUGACCAAUCACAGCUCCUGUGAUGUCACUGUGAGGGCGGAGCCAGGACUGACGGUUAACAAACCAGUGUAGAUCGUCUUUACUGUUGCUAUGGUUACAGUCUCUGUGCUAUUAUUGGUCAGUGAUGUUAUCACAUUAGAAUGACUGGAAAACACCAAGAAUCAUCAAAUCUGAGCUAAAAACUUUCAUCAAAACCAGUUUGUUUUUCAUGUGUCUUUUUAAAAUUCUCCAAAAACAAAGCAGAGUUUCAGGUUGAACUGCAGGCAGUGUUUCCUCUGAGAGACUGAAAUAAACAGAGCAAAAACAGAGAACAGAGGAGCAGGUAGUUGGAGAUCCAUGGUGCAUGAUGGAGCAUCUACAGAUGAUGAGCAGAGUAGAGAGGAAAUGUCUGGAAACACGGAGAUAGAAAAACACCUCCAGGAUGAGGAGGCAAAAUGACCAGACAUAAACCCAGAAACUGCUGCUUGGACUUUUAGUCUCUUUAUUUACUGACAACAAAUUAAAGCAUCAAUUCAGUGCUAAACGUUCACCAAGAGGAAAAAAACUGAACUCACAGUCAGAUUUAAAUCAAGAUUAAAUCAGGAUCAAAUCGGGAUUAAAUCAAGAGUAAAUCAGGAUCAAAUCAGGAUUACAUCAGGAUCAAAUCAGGAUUAAGUCAGGAUCAAAUCAAGAUUGAAUCAGGAUCAAAUCAGGAUUAAAUCAAGAUUAAAUCAGGAUCAAAUCAGGAUUAAAUCAAGAUUAAAUCAGGAUCAAAUUAGGAUUAAAUCAAGAGUAAAUCAGGAUCAAAUCAAGAUUGAAUCAGGAUCAAAUCAGGAUUAAAUCAAGAUUAAAUCAGGAUCAAAUCAGGAUUAAAUCAGGAUCAAAUUAGGAUUAAAUCAGGAUCAAAUCAGGAUCAAAUCAGGAUUUAAUCAGGAUUUAAUCAGGAUCAAAUCAGGAUUAAAUCAGGAUCAAAUCAGGAUUAAGUCAGGAUCAAAUCAAGAUUGAAUCAGGAUCAAAUCAGGAUUAAAUCAAGAUUAAAUCAGGAUCAAAUUAGGAUUAAAUCAGGAUCAAAUCAGGAUCAAAUCAGGAUUUAAUCAGGAUUUAAUCAGGAUUAAAUCAGGAUCAAAUCAGAAUCAAAUCAGGAUUAAGUCAGGAUUAAAUCAAGAUUGAAUCAGGAUCAAAACAGGAUUAAAUCAGGAUCAAAUCAAUAUUAAAUCAGGAUUAAGUCAGGAUUAAGCAGACAGAUUUUUAUAUUAUUUGCUAUUAUUUCUAAAUGAUUUUUAAGAAUCACUGAUAUCUGUUGAAUCUUCAUCUCCUGAAUCUUAGCUGAGAUAUUUGUCUUUAAGCUUAACUAAAACAGAACAAACUCCACCCGGCUGGUUGGUCCGGAGCCGUGAAGCGAGCACUCCCUAACAUCCUGUUCCUGUUAAAGGCUGAAUCCCUCCACUGGUCUGAGAACAGUUCAACCAAAAACACGUUCUACUUCCUGUGAAACACUGAAGCCCACAGUGUGAAGGUCUCAGAAGGUCUCAGAAGGUCUCAGAAGGUUCCCCAGAUAGCAAACUAUGGGUGAAUCAAUGUUGAAUCUACACACGUGGACAAAAUUGUUGGUACCCCUCAGUUAAAGAAGGAAAAACCCACAAUUCUCACUGAAAUCACUUGAAACUCACAAAAGUAACAAUAAAUAAAAAUGUAUUGAAAAUUAAAUAAUCAAAAACAGCCAUUACUUUUGAAUUGUUGAUUAACAUAAUUAUUUAAAAAAACAAACUUGAGACCUAAUGUAGAAAUUAUACAGAAAGCGCAAGGUUGAUAAAAUGUUGAGUCAACGUUUGCUUACAUAGAUUACAUGUUUGCAAACACAGAUUCAACAUUAAUUAAACAUUGACCUGUCAAACAUUUUAAUUAAACCAAAAUACAACGUAGAUUCAAUGGUAUCUUUUAAACACAAACUUCAAUGUUGACAAAAUGUUGUUGAAUCAACGUUGAUCCAACCAUCAGUCUUCAACCGUAACCACAAUUCAACCUUCUUAACCCUAAUUCAACAUUGAUUUAACAUCUUUUGCUAUCUGGGUAAAGUGUGAUUUAUGGUUGAAAAGCAAACGUUGACUCAACAUUUUAUCAACCUUGCGCUUUCUGUAUAAUUUCGACGUUUGGUCUCAACAUAGAUUCAACAUUGAUUCACCCAUAGUUUGCUAUCUGGGUCAAGUUCCACAAUCCACAAUCCAGGUUUGUGUUGAAUCAUAUUCCCAGAUAAUAACUGAAAGUUUUUGUUCUUUUUCACCAAAAACAGAGAAAACAAGAAAACAGAGAAGUUUGGGUUGAAUUCGCUUCAAGACUUUUGGUCAUUUUUAGUUUUUUCUGUGACACUAAACUCUGGUUGUAUUUCAAGUCAAAUGUUUAAAAUGCUGCACUUUUAUUUUUAAACUUAAAUAAAUUCACGUUUUUUGGGUCAAAACGUUCCAUCCUGAGGAACCAGAUGAUCCUGUUUUACUGCAGCUCCUGACAAGAAAACGUUCUUCUAACAUUGACGGAAUGGUUUUAGUUUCAUCACAACUUCCUGUUUUAUACAUUAGAGAAGAAAUGAAGCAGGUGGAAGAUUCUGUGUUCCUCACAGAGCAGCUGAACUCUGGUUCCUCACAACCUUCUCCAGAUGUUUGUGGAGCACAACGUUCUCCAGAUGUUUGUGCUGCACAACGUUCUCCGGAUGAUUGUGGAGCACAUUGUUGUCCAGAUGUUUGUCUAGCACAUUGUUGUCCAGAUGUUUUUGCACAUGCUCAGUGUGUCUCUGUCUGGUGUCGGUUCUUUGUCACGUUCUGUUUUUAAAUCAAACUAUUUAUGGUAUCUUUUCUUUUAUCAUCACUUAAACUGUGAAUUUUGUAUAAAAAUGGAAAAACAAGGAGAACAAAAACGUGUAAAAUGUUCACUGGUUCAUUAUUUGAUAGAAAUAAAGUUGACUUUUUCAGAA
This is a messenger RNA of Acanthochromis polyacanthus (spiny chromis), 4607 nucleotides long. It is a transcript of the gene hsd11b2, whose product is annotated as hydroxysteroid (11-beta) dehydrogenase 2. Lineage: Eukaryota; Metazoa; Chordata; Actinopteri; Pomacentridae. The record is from RefSeq and is a predicted model, not a curated record. Gene Ontology annotation, molecular function: oxidoreductase activity.